CAACUCACUGCACUGCUCUUUCUCACUCUUCCCUCCUUUAAUCAUUCUCGCACAGUCGCACCUCCCCAAUCAUAAUUCAAUUCUAUAUCAAACUUCAUGGAAUCUGAUAUAGUUUUGCUGUUUGUUUUGCAAAUAUAAAUUCAGAUAUAACUUCAAUUCUUCCUUCAACAAAUAUUACCAACUUGAUAUUAUAUCCUCCCUCAAAAAAACAAAAAACGAUAUUAUAUCCGUCACAAAAUCUCCAGCUCGUUUUUCUAAUCUCGUUUAUCUUAUAUGCAUCGUUUGUAAUAAUAUAUAUUCGAUUAUAAUCAUCGUAAAAAUAAGAAAUAAAAGCUCUCGAAAAGUAUAUCAAAUAGAAUUAGGCAGAUGCCUCAUUGACUUUUAUCUCUCAACCAAUUUAUCCACCUUCUUUUGUUUGUUACUCAACCUCUUUUUCUACACAAAUUAAUUUAUUUUGUCACAACACUUUUCAAAACUCAAAACUAACUUAUCCCAACCUUUCAUGCAAUUCCCGCUCUAUGCUCUCACAAAUGGACCUCCUCUUUUCCUUCCUCCUCCUCUUCCUCUCCACUUCACUCCUCCACCCCUCCUCCGCCGCCAAUGACACGGCGGCGCUCGCCUCCUUCCGCUCCCUAGCCGACAUCCACGGAGCACUCCUCUCAAAUUGGACCGCCACAACCACCGCAUGCACGGCCAAUUGGCUCGGCAUAAAUUGCACCAACGGCCGCGUCACCGCCGUCUCCCUCCCCUUCCUCAACCUCCGCGGCCCCAUCACCGCCCUCUCCUCGCUCGACCAGCUCCGCCUCCUCGACCUCCGCGGCAACCGCCUCAACGGCACGGUCGCCCCCCUCGCGCAAUGCCUCAACCUCAAGCUCGUCUACCUCUCCGGAAACGAUUUCUCCGGCGAGAUACCGCCGGAAAUGUCCUCCCUCCACCGCCUUCUCCGCCUCGACCUCUCCAACAACAACCUCCGCGGCCCCAUUCCCUCUCAACUCUCCAACCUAUCACGCUUGCUCACUCUCAAUCUCCAAAACAACCAACUCUCCGGUCAAAUUCCAAACUUCCUCGAUUCCCUUCCACACCUCACACAACUAAACCUAUCAAACAACGAGCUCUCCGGCAUGCUGCCGGAGAGCCUACCAUCGCGAUACGGCAACAGUAGCUUCUCCGGUAAUCAAGGCCUUUGCGGGAAGACCCCUCUUCCCAACUGCUCACGCACUGCCGAUACUCAGCCAUCGUCGCUUCCCAAAAUAACCGUGCCGUCGAAUCCGAGCUCUCUCCCUCCGCCGUCGAAGAAGCAUCAUAAACGGCUGAGCAAAGGGGAGAUCAUAGCUCUGGUGGCCGCGAAUACACUGCUGCUGUUGAUGAUCGCGACGCUGUGCUGCUGCUGCUGCAAGGCCUCGACCGCCGCGAGCUCGACGGCGGCGGGCAGCGACGGCAGGAAGCGGAGCAGCAGCUACUCGAGCGAGAAGAAAGCGCACGGCAGCGGCGGAGACAGCGACAGCACCGACAAGAGCAAGCUAGUGUUUUUCGACCGGAAGAAGCAGUUCGAGCUGGACGACCUUCUCCGAGCAUCCGCGGAGUUGCUCGGAAAAGGGAGCCUAGGCACGGUGUACCGAGCCGUCCUCGACGACGGCAGCGCCGUCGCUGUGAAACGGCUCAAGGAUUCGAACCCUUGCACCAGAAAAGAAUUCGAGCAAUACAUGGAUGUGAUCGGGAAGCUUCGGCAUCCAAAUGUAGUGAAAUUAAGAGCUUAUUACUAUGCAAGAGAGGAGAAGUUGUUGGUUUAUGAUUAUCUGCCUAAUGCCAGCCUACAUUCACUUCUUCAUGGGAUCAGAGGGCCGGGAAGAAUCCCACUGGAUUGGACGACGAGGAUCAGCUUGAUCCUCGGCGCGGCACGAGGGCUUUCAAGAAUCCAUGAGGAGUAUGCUGGUUCAAGAAUUCCUCAUGGCAAUGUCAGAUCAUCCAACGUUUUGUUGGACAAGAAUGGCAAUGCCUGCAUUUCCGAUUUCGGGCUGUCGUUGCUGCUGAACCCGGUUCACGCCGUAGCUAGAUUGGGAGGGUACAUAGCGCCGGAGCAAGGUGAGAUGAAGCGCCUCUCGCAGAAGGCUGAUGUGUAUAGCUUCGGAGUUUUGCUGCUUGAAGUGCUCACCGGGAAGGCCCCGUCGCAGCACCCUUCUCCGACCGGGGAGGAGGAGGCGGUGGUGGACUUGCCGAAGUGGGUGAGGUCGGUGGUGAGGGAUGAGUGGACGGCUGAGGUGUUUGAUCAAGAACUGUUGAGGUACAAGAACAUUGAGGAGGAGCUGGUGUCGAUGUUGCAUGUGGCAAUGGCGUGCGUGAUGGCGCAGCCGGAGAAGAGGCCGGCGAUGGGGGAGGUUGUGAGGAUGAUAGAGGAGAUAAGGGUGGAGCAGUCGCCAUUGGGUGAGGACUACGAUGAGUCGCGUAACUCGCUCUCGCCAUCGCUCGCCACCACCGAAGAUGGAUUCGUCUGAGGUUGGGCUCGAUCGCCGUUGCUGCUGAGUUUGCAGCCUCUCUCGUUGCAGAUUUUUUGGGGUGGUGGUUGGUUUAGCUUUAUUACUAUUUGUGUUGAAAUAGGGAAGGUGAUGACCGGAUGUUGUGUUGAUCUCUUGUCGCUUCAGAAUUCAGCUGUUGUGAUUCAGUUUUAUCAUUUUCAAUUGUUAUUGUGAAAAGGGUUUCAAUUGUUAUUGUGAAAAGGGUUCUGAUCCAAUCAAUAAUCCAUGUUCUAUUAUUGUGAAAA
Salvia miltiorrhiza (redroot sage) is the source of this 2758-nucleotide messenger RNA. RefSeq names its product leucine-rich repeat receptor-like protein kinase PXC1. NCBI's taxonomy places the organism in Eukaryota, Viridiplantae, Streptophyta, Magnoliopsida, Lamiales, Lamiaceae. Gene Ontology annotation, molecular function: ATP binding; protein kinase activity; protein binding. Gene Ontology annotation, biological process: protein phosphorylation. The transcript is spliced from 2 exons. The coding region runs from base 519 to 2492 and encodes 657 amino acids. The record is from RefSeq and is a predicted model, not a curated record.